Messenger RNA from Drosophila willistoni, 1691 nucleotides. Its product is annotated as methyltransferase-like protein 25B. The transcript is spliced from 5 exons. The coding region runs from base 98 to 1558 and encodes 486 amino acids. The record is from RefSeq and is a predicted model, not a curated record. Lineage: Eukaryota; Metazoa; Arthropoda; Insecta; Diptera; Drosophilidae.
UGUUUUCAACUUAAAGACCAAAAUUAAAAAAACUUAAUUUCAUCUAAGCACAGAUGGUUAACAAAAACUACUGAAUUAAAAAAAAAAACAGUGGAGUAUGGAUGCAUCAAUGUCGUGCCAUCGGGGCAUAUUGAUAAGUAAACAAUUGUUAUUCUUACUGUUAAGAAUGGAGCAGCUCCAAUUUAAAUUGUUGUCCUCUUUAAAACUGGUCAAGAAAUAUGAAUGGCUUUUGGAUUUUUACAUGCUGGAUUUUUAUAUAGAGGAUCACUGGAAGAAAUUGCCCGAUGUAUGGCAAGAUCACCUGCAAAAUCUCUCUCUGGAGGAGUUGGGUGAAGUCGUUGGAAAUGAAAAUGAGUGCAAUAGUGUCAAAAAAAUCUGGCCUCUAGAGUUUCUGGCUCUAAGGCAAUUGGUGAAGAAUCUGUCCAUAAACCGCAGGACCGUAGAUAGAGUUUUCCCACAAAAUAACAUGUCCUGCCCCCUGUUAGACCAUCGCAAACUCAAGCACAUCUUUCGAAAAUGUGUGAAGCCCAAGAAAUAUCAUGAGAUCACACGAAUGGCAGAGGUUUGCGCCAAAAGCUACCAAAAGAUGUCGGUGGACUUUGUGGUAGAUUUUGGAGCAGGUGUGGGACAUUUGGCACGCAUAUUGGGCUACGGCUAUGGCAUUCAGGUGUGCUGCUUGGAAAUGCAGGAUAAAUUGAAUCAGCAAGCAAUCGCAAUAGAUCACAAAUUGGAAACCAUGGCAAACAAAUUUCUGGAGGACACAGAAAUUGCUCAUUUUAAGCAACCAAAACAUGUAACUCAGUGUCUAACCAGUCGCACUACACCUACUGAAUUCCUUCAGAGUUUACGCCAAGCCUUAAAUUUGAACACUGAUAACUUUCGUUUUGGUAUAAUUGGAUUGCAUCCGUGUGGAGACUUGGGUCCCACACUAAUGAGAAUGUUUUUGGCCUGUAAACAGGCCAAGUUCUUGAAUUUUGUCAGCUGUUGCUAUCAGAAGAUGACUACCAAGACAUUAAAUUCUCAGACAAAUUUGCCCGGAUACCCGCUAAGUAAAUUCCUGCACGGUCAAGAUGAUUUCCAACUUAGUUAUGAAGCGAGAGAAGUAUCUUGUCAUGCGAACGAGGUGUAUUUUGAUCGCCUUACAACUGGACAACAUGAAUACCUGAAGAUUCAUUCGUUACGUGCAGCAGCAGAACGCUUGAUACUCGAAGAGUUCCCCCUCCUGCGGCACUGCGCCCUGCGCAAUGUAAAACAUCAACCAGGCAUGACUUUUGACGAAUAUUUCCGGCAAGCAGUAAAGGGGACGCGUUUCGAAACACUUGACCAACAAAUCUGGACAGAUAAACAGAAAUUGCAAACCCAGGAGGAUUUAAAGAACUGGCGACGCAUCGUUUGCUUAUUUACCUUAAGACUUUUGCUGGCUCCUCUUGUCGAGAGUAUAAUAUUAUAUGACCGCGUGUUGUUCUUAAUGGAGCAUGAUUGUGAAGUACACAUUGAGGCUAUUUUUGAUCCGAGACUGUCACCCAGAAACCACAUAACCAGCGCCAUUAAAAGCUGAUAUUCGCCCAUGGUCUUAUCUGACCAUAAAUUCCAGCUUAUCUCCAACGUAAUUAUGGUUAGCGUAUAUACAUAUAUUAUACAUGUAUCUUUAUUGAAGACAAAAUCGCAUACAAAAGAAUAUUUAAAGUCUA